ACCAACAAUUUUAUGACUACAAGGGCUAGGGGAGCGCAACUUGCAUCAACACAGCAGGUUUCUAGGUAUCCUUUCACAAGGAGAGCCAGAGCGAACCAGCUCUCUGCAUCACAGCAAGGGUCCAGUGACACCAUGACCAGACCGAACCAGCUCUCUACAUCACAGCAAGGGUCCAGUGACACCAUGACCAGACCGAACCAGCUCUCUACAUCACAGCAAGGGUCCAGUGACACCAUGACCAGACCGAACCAGCUCUCUACAUCACAGCAAGGGUCCAGUGACACCAUGACCACACCGAACCAGCACGUGGAAAAUGUUGCCACUGUUAACCAGAUUCAAUCAGCCAGCAAUGAUGACUAUGCAACCUACCUUUCGAUCAUGGGUUCCAUCUCAGAUUUGUCUUCUGAUGACGAGGAAUUAAGCCAAGCUAUCAUGGCCAGUCUCGAGAGUCAUGUGACAUCUGAAUGCACUAACACUAAAUCAGCGCAGGAUGUACUCCUCAGUCUUGCAUCCCAAAUUGUCAGUAACCAAAAAUGCAGAUUCAACAUCAAUAGGUCCUCAGUACUGGAUGGUGCCAUGCGUGGCUUCAAACGACUGUCCUACAAUCCCUCGUACCAGAUGUGCAUCAAGUUUUCAGAUGACUUGGGAAUAGAUGAAGAGGCUGUGGACCUUGGUGGUCCUAGGAGGGAAUCUUUACGAUUGCUUAUGGAAGCCUUGAUACAGUCACCGAUGUUUGAAGGAAAGGAUGGCAAAAUGAAUUUGGGUCUGGACAGUUCUGCUUUAAGAGAAGAUCGCUAUUUCAUUGCUGGCCGAGCCAUUGCUGUAAGUCUUGUUCAUGGUGGUCCUCCUCCAGGAUUCUUGGCACCAACACUGUAUGCUUGCCUAGUUGGUGAAAAGUCCUCAAUAAAGCCUGUCUUGGAAGACAUUGCUGAUGCUGACCUGUAUGAGAAGGUUAAAAAGGUGUCAGAAUGUACAUCUUUGGAUGACCUGUUACACGCCACAGAACCACUGCAAGAUUACCUGGCAAAUGCUGGGUGCCUCAGGCCAUUAAAAUGCAUUGAAGACAGAGACCUACUUGUUCAAGACAUCCUCAUGUUUCAGGUGGUCCACAGAGUCUGCGGGGCACUUGAAAGGUCUGUGUCACACUAUUGUUUAUAA
Sander lucioperca (pikeperch) is the source of this 1158-nucleotide messenger RNA. Its product is annotated as G2/M phase-specific E3 ubiquitin-protein ligase-like. Bases 13 to 1158 code for a protein of 381 amino acids. Lineage: Eukaryota; Metazoa; Chordata; Actinopteri; Perciformes; Percidae. Gene Ontology annotation, molecular function: ubiquitin-protein transferase activity. The transcript has 4 exons. The record is from RefSeq and is a predicted model, not a curated record.